AUGGCGAUGCAUAGGUCCAGCAUACGAGCUGCAUUAAACCCGGAUAAAGUGGUUAGUAAUAAGAAACAGGAUAUCACCCAGCAACCUGUGGCAAAACACUGGGCCGAGGCCAAGCACAGUCCGGCAUCAUUUAGAUGCAUGCCGAUAGAGCAAGUGCCUAAGAGAAUUAUACUCAAUCCAAACUCCAAAGUGGUGAACCUGGUGGAGAGUCUGAGGGAGAAGUGUCAGUGUGGGCCCGAGGUUUCCCUAGAUCUCCUGGAUGAAUCUGGAAACUUAGUAAAUCUCAGUGACCUGGAGGGAUCCCAGGAUAUUGCUACCAAUUACCUGAGAGAACGGCAGUGCUAUGUGCUGGUUAAUACUAUUCGUGGAGAUGGAUCAGAACCCGUCCGCUAUGAGUCCAUGUUAGAGAAUCUGUGGAAACGUCAUCCAGAGCUAGCAGAGCGCCUUCAGAAACUAUCCCGUCCUAACAUGCGUGGCCGCAACUCUGUUUUCAAAAAGUCUCGUCCCGCCAAGGAAACCAUCCCAUCUACAUCCACCAAGAGUCGAACAGUGUCUCAACAAAAGAGUCGAUUAUCCUGAGGGAUCAAACAGAGAGUCCACAGAGAAUCCAUUCUGUUCUUUAUGUGAAUCAGUGAAACCUCCACAGAGCAGAGUGCUCAAGAAUAUCAGGGAUAGAAACAUUACAGAUUACAGGCUAUACCUUCCUGUCAGGUGUAUUCUAACAUUGUAUAUGGAAUAAAUUGGACACACUUAUUUGUUAUCCACCACAGAGGACUGGGCCUAUUGUGUUCUUGUUGUUCACAUAACUUGGAGUCCUGUUAGAACACUGUGAACCUAUAGCAUCACGAGAUGAGAAUCACUUCAAAACACUGAAAGCAUUAUUUUUGUGAGGUGAGGUCCAUAAUAAAGGCCUCACCUUUUAUUAUUUGAAAGA
Messenger RNA from Xenopus laevis (African clawed frog), 934 nucleotides. It is a transcript of the gene c1h22orf15.S, whose product is annotated as chromosome 1 open reading frame 15 S homeolog. Lineage: Eukaryota; Metazoa; Chordata; Amphibia; Anura; Pipidae. The coding region runs from base 1 to 579 and encodes 192 amino acids. The transcript is spliced from 5 exons. The record is from RefSeq and is a predicted model, not a curated record.